AUGGCGCGACUGAAAGACAUCAUCGUUGCGCAAGUAUCCUCAUCCUCGCAGAGGCAUCAGCAAUGCAUUACUCCCGGACCCGACCUUCCGUGGGAGCACAUCGGAUCUGGCCCAGAACGGCUUCUUGAAGAGGUUGAGAAACUCUACUGGCACGGCGUGCGAGGUGAGAUGAAGAAUAUCAUCGAGACCUUGAGGACGUGGCAGGAAUAUUCCUCCAAGGAUGUAGAUGACCCGAUUCCUAGCCAGCUAGAUGGUUACGACACGUUCAUAACCAACAUCACGCAGUGGCCGAGGAAGGCCGCAGAGAUAUACAAUGAUGAUCUCGGAAGAGCCAAAGACUUGGCGGAUUUUCCUGCUUUGCACUGGCUUGACAUGAGUCAAUACGAAACAUCCACUGAGAAGGUGUUAGUGCAGAAGAAAGUUCAGAUCAUGACCUCGAAGAUCAAGAAGGAGAUCAAGAGCCAGAUAAAACCUGUCACACUUGAAGGUCUGGAGCAAAAGGCUUGGUUGUUGCUGCAGAGCUCUGGUUUCCUAGAUAUCGAUAAGAUUAUUGAACAUCGCCCACCCGCACACAAGUCGGCCAAGAGGCCUGCUAUCCCUCAACUUGCACUCUCAGGCUUCGACAAGAGUGGUAUGCCAAAGUUUGAAGCGCAAACAUGCAUGCAACAUGGCUGCGCUGCAGCCAUCGUCUCGAGCUACUUCGUAUCAAAGAAACCUGAAGAACCAAAGAUAGUUUGCGAAACUUGCUAUAGGCAGCACCACUAUGGCAAGGAGUCUUAUGUCAAGACGUAUAAGCACCUCCUCUGCAAUGACAUCAUCACCAAUGAGGUUGCCAGCCAGAUUUGCAAAUGUACGAGCGUGAAGCGGCACGAUUCAACAGGGAAAGCUGUCGAUUUGUACCCAUACGACGACACGGCAGGGCACCAAGCUGACUGUGGCCUUUCCCGACUAAGCGAGGUCGAAGCGCAGGCUAAAUUCGAAGGCAUCCUCGCUGUCUCCGGGAGAAACCACAAGACGAAGUUGGCCGAGGUCGUGCACGCGAUUUCGAUGGCGGGGGGAAGUGGCUCUAAGAUGCAGCCUUACCUCCGAGAAUGGAAACAAAAGAGCCACAGAGCUAUAACCGAUCCGGCCGAGGACAAUCAUAUUCCCGCCUUUUUCGACCGAUUCGCGGAUAAGGACGGGUUGAAGAAUGUCCACAUGUCCUUGCGGGUCGGCACUUUGGUCUUUCAGAUUGGCGUGGCAAACACAAAGAGCGGAGCGCUCGUCACGAUUAGGGAGCCACCUGUGUUUGGGCAGAAUGCCCCAGACCCAACCUUUGUCCGGCCUUGCCUUGCAGUCGGUAGCUCGCCAAGGGAACUAUGGAAACAGGAUCGGCCAGUGGGAGUCCGCAAGAGGUACGCGAUGAUCAUGAAACAGGUUGUGGGCUCCGCCUUCGUCAACUGCCCCGAAAACGGCCUAGAGCGCAAAAUUAUCGACGCGGUUACUGAGGCGGCAAAGUCUCCGCUUAGCGCAGAGAAGGGAGUCACUCAAACACAAGACCAAAACAUCGAUGCUAUUGUGGAAAUGUUCAAAAGUUUGGUUGGGGGUCACGUUCAAACGUACCUUCGGAGCAUUACUGCUCUCCUCCUGAGACCGGAAAUCAAUCUCACCUGGAGUGCGGCGAACAAUUCCUGCCAACGAUUUUGCAAUUCAAUCCUGGACUCAUCCCUCUUCGGACCCCUCUUUGCCAGGGCUGAUAGCUCUCCCUCUGUUCCGCUCUAUCUUAUGAGUUUCGUCUGCCAGGAUGAGGGAUACAAUCAGCGAGUUGUUAGGUCACGACACGACGUGCCGCCCGGGCUUGCUGAGGAGUAUCUUGGCAACUUUUACUUUGGCCGGCACGAUGAUUCUGAUCUUAUCGACUCCUGCCAGGAGUACUGGUACGAUUGGUCGGGCACCGGUCCGGUAGUAACAAAAUAUGACGAUCUCUUUCCCUACGACUGCACCAGAGCGUAUGCGGGGGGAGACAACAACCUAGAGCUGAGCUGCGGCCGUUGCAGCCUGUCUAGACAUCUUUGGGCCUCACCCUUUGACAGCUGGGCCAUGGUGUCCAUGCACCUCAUGCGAGACUCAUUCAUGUAUCCCGCUUCGACUGUGCACCACCAGUCUCGCAAUCCCCGCGGAGGACCAGCCAGUUGGAUGAGGAAUCGCCUCUUGGCUCUCCAUUCCUCGAGCGUCCUUUCGCGAGUGGCCACUGCCAUGGCGGGGUCGCCAACCUUCCGGAUUUCAACCGUCUGGCUCCAUGGGAAGGGCUCCCCGCUUCUCGAGAAGAACCCGGGCCUUUCCCGUGUCCGCAUGGGAGGUAUUCACCGUGCUCAGCCGUUCAGUCACUACUACGAGAAGGGCACCAACCGUCUUUACUUCGUAGCCGACUGGGCCAGCAGGCUCGGCCGAAUACAGGAGUACACCACGCUUCGAGAUAACCGGGCCAAGAGCGUUGGCAUUAUGAAGCUACCGAAAGAAAUCCACUUCUUGGAGCCCCAAGAUCGAAACACAAAGAGGACGGCAGAUAAUCCUUAUGGCGGGUUCCGCGGGGCCAUGACGCAGCCAGACGUCGAAGCCCUUGAAAGUGAAAGGGUUAGGCGGACAACUAAUCUUGCGAAUCGCCAGAUGGCUACCACAACGGCGACUUUUACCCUUCUCGGUGGGCCAGUCGCGGGAAAUGGCACCGGCGGAGUACUUGUGGAGGGCCAGCGUGCGGUGGAGGAAGUUCCGGAGAUGGAGGGGGCGGCGGCAGUGGGUGUGGAGGAGGAGGAGGAUGUGGAGGGGGGGGAGGGUGUGGAGGAGGUGGAGGGUGCGGAGGAGGAGGAGGGUGCUGAAGGAGAGGAUGAUGUCGUGGAGGUGUUAUGUUUGGAAUCGUAUCCAUACAAAUAUGUGGGUAACGUUGGCGUCGGUGAAUUUCUCGAGGCGCACAAGUUUGAAGUAUCUCCACGAAACUAUUUUCAGCAGCAUUUUAUUGCCGACAAGUCAUACUGA
Scedosporium apiospermum is the source of this 3012-nucleotide messenger RNA. RefSeq lists its product as uncharacterized. The record is from RefSeq and is a predicted model, not a curated record. NCBI's taxonomy places the organism in Eukaryota, Fungi, Ascomycota, Sordariomycetes, Microascales, Microascaceae. The transcript is spliced from 9 exons. Bases 1 to 3012 code for a protein of 1003 amino acids.